AUGAUCUUUGGUUCAUCAUCAUCAAUUUUUGCAGCACAGCCUUUGCCUUAUCCACUUCCGAAAUUUAAUAUUCAACCACAAACACUCUCCGUUUCAGGCUUAUCAUCGGGAGCUUACAUGGCUGUUCAGUUUUCAGUGGCUUAUAGUGCCUCGAAUCGUGGAGUGGGUGUUUUUUCAGGAGGUCCCUUUCUGUGUGCUCGUGGAGAUUUUGCAACGGCCAAUGCUGCUUGUAUGAAGGUCGCAAGUAUGAUUGAUUUGAACACCUUGCAAAAAGAUAUUCUCUCUCUACAAACAAAGGGAUUGAUUGAUCCAAUUUCGAAUAUUGCUCAGCAACAUCGAGUGUAUUUAUUUAGUGGAACAAAGGAUUAUAUUGUAUUUCCUGAGGUGAUGAAAAAGUUGAAAGAUCAAUAUGUGAAACAAUUUGGAUUGGAAGAGAAGAAGGUGGUGAGCGACUUUGAUGUUCCAGCUUCACAUGCCAUGAUUACAAAUAAUUAUGGAGCAAAGUGUGAUGCAUUUGGUUCCCCAUUUAUUAAUAAUUGCAACAUGGAUGGAGCUUCAAAAACUCUUGAAACAAUUCUGGGCUCACAAAAUUAUACCUCCACCGUUGUCACACCUGAUAUCAAUAACAAUUUCCAUUUGUUUUCUCAAAGCAAUGCCUAUUCAGCCACUUCAUUUGAUGACUAUGGUUACAUUUAUAUUCCAAACGGUUGCAAGAGUGGUGCUGCUUGUCGAGUUCAUGUCGUCUUCCAUGGUUGUCUUCAAGGAAGAGCUUUUGUGAAUGACGUCUAUGCUCAACAUGCUGGCUAUCUUGAACAUGCUGAGGCCAAUAACAUUAUUUUUGUGUUCCCUCAAGUCAAAGGAUCAUCUGGCAACAGUAAUGGAUGUUGGGAUUGGUUUGGUUAUACAAACACUCAACUGUAUGCCACCAAACAAGGAGAGCAAAUGAAUGCAGUGAGAAACAUGCUUGCUAAUCUAGGUGUGGACAUUUAA
This is a messenger RNA of Naegleria fowleri, 990 nucleotides long. RefSeq lists its product as uncharacterized. The record is from RefSeq and is a predicted model, not a curated record. Lineage: Eukaryota; Heterolobosea; Eutetramitea; Acrasida; Naegleriidae. The transcript is spliced from 2 exons. The coding region runs from base 1 to 990 and encodes 329 amino acids.